CUCAUGGUGAGUGUCUGGCACGACACACUUUGAUUGGUUGGUUUCGGAGCUAAGGUGAAGCUGUCAGGGAACGAGCAAUUAUCCUUCCUUCCUAGGCGAGUAGCCCAUUUGGUCUCUGAUCUCUAUCCGCUCAGAGGAAUGGUCUAUUUUGCCUCCCUUUUUAAGCCCAUGUCCUCCUCCCUCGCCAUCAUUCAUCCCAACAAAGCGUGUCAAACCUCUCCCUCAAGUGUUGUCCCAAUACCCACUACCUCUUCUCUCCACCGUCUUCUUCAGCUCUCUCGAGCGGAAGGAAAAGGUCUCAUGGAGGGCCUCAUCCCGUUCAUCUACAGGGCCGUGGCGCAGUACAGGAAGGAGGGGCAGGUCUCCCUCGCCGACCUCCUCUUCGACGAGCAGCCGUCCUCGUCGCCCACGGCGGCCUCGGCCUACUUCCGCCUCCCCGGGGACUCCGGCCGGCACCAGCGCGUCUCGGCCGACUCCGGCACACGGCGGUCUCCGGCGCACCGUCGGCGCACCAUGGAGCACGGAUCCUGGUGACCGAUUGUGAUUGAAGCGCAGAAAGGCCAAUAAUAAAGGAAACAGAGCGAAGCAGGUGAAGACUUGCCUAGGUACGUCGUCGAGUACAUGCAGAUACGAUGUCGAUUGCUGAGCCUAGCUAAGCUAACACGAGCUUCAGACCUGCAGUUUAUGUGUGCUAUACAUGCAUAUAUUUGUAUUUCAGUUCAGCCUGUAACGAGUCGGUGAGUGUCAACUGUAAAUAUGGGAUGCACAAGCGCAGGACCUCCGAAGGAGGACUGUGAAGAAGAUGUAUAGUGUCAGAGUCCAUACAUAUACAUGGAGUGUAAUAUGGCAAUAAAAGCUUCACCAUGUACAAAAAGGUUGUGUACACGCACACAUGACUGCUUGCUGCAA
Molecule: messenger RNA, 909 nt
Organism: Triticum urartu
Lineage: Eukaryota; Viridiplantae; Streptophyta; Magnoliopsida; Poales; Poaceae
Source: RefSeq, a predicted model, not a curated record